UCUUAUUAAAAACUGGUGUAUGUAUAUUGAGCAUUCCUAAGUACAACUAUGAAUACAAAAAAAAUAUUUAGUUUUGCUUAAACCUAUCAUUUACUAGAGUAUUGUUUGGUUGGCUCCACAAUACUAUUAAUAAUUGGGGAACACCUAAUUUACAUGUUUUGUAAUAUAAAUACAAUUCUAGGGAGCAUAUCUUUAUUCGGAGCAGAUAAACAGCCUAUUUGGAUAAAACUGCUUUAAAAAAAGUUACAAUGGAAGUUACUUUGGCCUUAUUAAAACCGCACGUGGUGCGUAACACAUACGCGAUGCAGCAGUUAAAGAGCUUAAUUGGCAGUAAUUUCAAUAUCUUGGCAGCAAAGGAGCUACGAAUAACAAAAGAACUUUCAGAGUGUUUUUACGCGGACCACAAGGACAAAUUUUUUUAUCAUCGCCUUACUACCUUUAUGCAGAGCGGCCCCUGCUACGCAAUUAUACUGCAAUCUGAGUUAUGCAUACAAAAGUGGCGUCGACUCAUGGGUCCCACCAAGGUGUUUAAUGCAGUGUAUAACGAACCGGAGUGCAUACGCGCCCUCUAUGGACUCUCAGACACUCGCAAUGCCUGCCAUGGGUCAGAUAGCGCAAUAUCUGCGCGGCGAGAGAUUGCGAUGCUAUUCCCGGAGUUCGAUAUAGGACAAGACCGUAUUGGUGCCAAUUAAGCUUACAAUGAAAGGAAAGACACAAUCUAAAGCAAUUAAUAAUUUAAUUUAAAUAGUGAAUAGUGAAUAUCACACUUUGAUAAUACAUAAUUGAUUGCAAACAGCCUA
This is a messenger RNA of Drosophila virilis, 800 nucleotides long. It is a transcript of the gene nmdyn-D6, whose product is annotated as nucleoside diphosphate kinase 6. NCBI's taxonomy places the organism in Eukaryota, Metazoa, Arthropoda, Insecta, Diptera, Drosophilidae. Gene Ontology annotation, biological process: GTP biosynthetic process; CTP biosynthetic process; UTP biosynthetic process. The record is from RefSeq and is a predicted model, not a curated record. Gene Ontology annotation, molecular function: nucleoside diphosphate kinase activity. Gene Ontology annotation, cellular component: cilium.